AUGUCGGCCACUAUCCACCAACCUAUCCAUCCUUCCAUGCUCCCUCGGCUCGAUGCGGAAUACAUCGAGUUUCACAACACUGCCCUUGCAACAAUUGUCCCGCCCCACACUCUUCCAUGGGAUCCGGCUUUGCGGAAUUCACCAGCAGUUCCUGGGGGCUCUCAACCCUUGCCAGUUGGAAGCACUCAAGAUAUAGACCUGACUCACACUAAGUUCCGUGCGUUUACUCCGGAAGGUAGCGCACCAGCGAAUGGAUGGCCGUGCUUCAUAUUCUUCCAUGGCGGCGGAUGGACAUUCGGGAAUAUCAGCUCAGAGAAUUCAUUCUCAACCAACAUGUGUGUCCGCGCCAAGUGUGUUGUCAUUUCAGUCGACUACCGACUUGCACCCGAGCACAAGUACCCUACCGCUGUGGAUGAUGCCGUAGAAUCGCUGGAUUGGGUCAUCAAGAAUGGCAAGACAGUCCUGAAUAUCGACACGUCCAAGAUUGCCGUCGGCGGUUCUUCCAGCGGUGGGAAUCUCGCAGCAAUAUUGGCCAUGAAAGCCGCUGAAGCAUCCCCACCGAUCCCACUUAUUUUCCAGCUGCUCAUAGUGCCAGUGACUGAUAACACCGCAACCGUAGAAAAUCGCUGGGCCAAGAAUGAGCUCACUCCAUGGCUCAGCCCAGCACGCAUGCUUUGGUUCCGCGACAAUUACUUGCCCAACAAGCAGGACUACACGAAAUGGGAUGCAUCACCUAUUUUCGCACCAGACGCGUUGUUGGCCAAGGUUCCUAAAACAUGGAUUGCGGUUUGCGAAUGUGACAUUCUGGCUGACGAAGGGAUUGCGUUUGGAGAGAAGCUCACUGCGGCUGGUGUUCACGUCGAAGUCGAGGUUUACAAAGGAGCACCACAUCCGAUCAUGGCUAUGGAUGGGUAA
Molecule: messenger RNA, 915 nt
Organism: Mycena indigotica
Lineage: Eukaryota; Fungi; Basidiomycota; Agaricomycetes; Agaricales; Mycenaceae
Product: Abhydrolase-3 domain-containing protein
Exons: 5
Coding region: 1-915 (304 amino acids)
Molecular function (GO): hydrolase activity
Source: RefSeq, a predicted model, not a curated record